AUGACAACCUCCAACCCCUCUCAUCUUCUCAUUUCUCGAAAUUCACCCCGUUCCCCCACUCACACACACCUCGUCCCUACCUUUGCGGCUCGUCACUCCUCCCUAGUUUCCUUGGACGCCAACGAUGCUAGUGCGCACCACCGCACUCAGUCAGCCCCCAACAAUCCUUCAAGCCUGAACCUUCCAGAAGAUAUGGAAGAAGAAGAAGGAGAAGAGGUAGAAACUGUGGAGGUACAUCCCACCUUCCGACGAGACGCAGCUUUACUCGGCACGGUAAAGGUGAGAGUAGGCGGGAGUGAUUUUUGGUGUCAUAAGGAAAUUCUCUACUUUGCCAGUCCAUUCUUUCAAGGAUUACUUCAAGGAUGUUGGGCCGAGACCGCUUGUGUGACCGAUAGAUCCUCAAGUCCAUUCAGACGCGAUACAGAUGUUGACCCAUUACCUGUUCUAGCGGAGCAUCCUACUUCUUCCUUUGCCUCGUCUUCAAAUUCAGAAAGUCCGGAUCAUGAGGAGGAAGUCGCGGAUAGAAGGAAGACAAGCGUAUACCUAGAUGCAAGCGAGGACGAGCCAAGUAUCACCGACAUCUUGAGAGAACUACGGGAGCUACCAGAUUCUCAGAUACACGUUUCCCUUUCUGAUCGUCCUUCGCGAUCCUCAGGCGCAACAUCAUCUCAUAUCGACCCAACUUACCGUACACAGCACGACGAAACACCUCUUGACCAUGCUCUCCCAUCGUCUUCGAGUAGACGAAGGAGGUCCUCGAUACGUCACUCGUUCUCCUCAGGAACGGACAAUGCUCGUCGGCCUACGGACCCGGUGGCAGUGGUGGAGCUGCACGAGACAAGUCCAUCGGCCUUCCAGGAUUUUCUGAUGUGGGCUUAUCCGCAUAUGGAGUGUAAAGUCAGCUGGACCAAUGUGGAGGAUCUUCUGGCGCUAGCAUCCAAACUCUUAGUUCCAUCUUUACAAAAGAUGUGCGAGAACUUCCUCGUCUCUCAUGCAUCAGGUAAACCUAUCGUGGCUCUCUCCUUGGCGGAGACGUACGAACAUGCAGACUUGUACAGAGAAGCAAGUCGAUUUGUCCUAGACCAAUCUACGUGGGAUCACGAGGAGAUGUCUCAGUUGACUGAAACGACAAGAUUGAAACUUUCACACCGACGGACCUGGUUCCUUGAACGUCUCCUGAAGCUCGGUAGCAUCGACGUGCGAAAAGAGUACAGCUGUAGGGUCGAUUGUCCUGACCCUGCUAAAUGUCAGACCCAAUUAGAUGAGAAAUGGCGUCAAGCCAAUUCUACAGUCAGCAGAUACGGUCCUCCCCAGCCAUCUGUCGCCUUCCGUGCGCUGACGGUUGGAUGUAUAAGGCAGUUGGAGACAUUCCCCACGAAUCCAAGUUUGGUCAUGCCUCAUCCACUAUGCCAAUCUGCGGCCAAGGCUUGGGUAAUGACUUGUGAAGUAUUCGAUAGGAUGUUCCAGCCAAAAAUGAUUUCUCAUCCCCUCAAUCCCGGUACGGAGAAGGUGAGUAUUUCAGGUUUUGUGACAUGA
Molecule: messenger RNA, 1536 nt
Organism: Tremella mesenterica DSM 1558
Lineage: Eukaryota; Fungi; Basidiomycota; Tremellomycetes; Tremellales; Tremellaceae
Exons: 8
Coding region: 1-1536 (511 amino acids)
Biological process (GO): regulation of proteolysis; proteasome-mediated ubiquitin-dependent protein catabolic process
Cellular component (GO): cytoplasm
Molecular function (GO): ubiquitin protein ligase binding
Source: RefSeq, a predicted model, not a curated record